AAAAUGUUAAAAAUCAUGAAGGUGGUAAUGGCGUGCUGCAAAUCAAAAUUUUCAAACAUGUACACCGAGCACAAAUACCGGGGUUAGCAUUUAUGCAGAAAGUUAGUUUUGACACGCCUACGUCCUUCUUCCCUUGUCAGUAUCUUGACUGAAGUACCACUUUUGGCAGCACCAAAAUUCCAGUGAUUAGAAAAAAUGGCGUACCUUCAGGAGCUCCAUCCGGAGCUGUUCUUCGCGCUGCCCCGUCCAGGUGGGAUCGCAAACAUCGAGCUUCCUGAAGCUGCCAUCCAGCCAAACGUUGACCUUGAAAGGAGCUCCAGGAGCUCCAGGUCCACCAUGAGAUCCAGAUCAUCUCUACGAUCUAAAAGAUCCAAAAGUGUUAUGGAUGCCACAUCUUUCAUGGCCAGCCCGGGCUACGUCAGCCGCGAUUAUCGCAUCCGCAAUGCGAUGCAAACGGCCCCCUGGGUGCUUUUUUCCGACAUGGACACAGGGGACGACGACCAGCGUGCUGCUCCUGAUCCUUCCCAGGACAUCGUCGAUUUGCUGGCGGCCACCUUCAGCGUUGUAAUGGUGAUGGCGAACGGAAAAGGUGGAGAUAUCCCCAGGAACCACCUGCGAUGGGCUCUCAGCUUCCUGGAAAAUGUCAAGGACGAGUUUGGGAACGCACCUCCAAACGUUCAGGGUAUAAUAAACAAUAUAAAGCUAAUAGACGACAAGUUGGUGUCAUACAACGAAGGCGCUGAGACAGCGGGAGAUGGAUCUGGUGGAGACGUCUUAGCGGGAACAGAACCAGAACCAGAACCAGAGCCUCCCACUGAAGAAGCGCCCGCUGAAGAAGACGAAGCACCUGCAGAGGAGUGAGCCGGAGAAGAGGGUUAAGCUUAAUAUUCUCACAUUUUGUUAAAAGAUAUGGAAUAAAGUAUAUCGGAACAGGAAAA
Molecule: messenger RNA, 938 nt
Organism: Acanthoscelides obtectus
Lineage: Eukaryota; Metazoa; Arthropoda; Insecta; Coleoptera; Chrysomelidae
Source: the annotation of a GenBank genome assembly